UGUAGGUGUGAUUUCAUCUUAAAACGAGCCAUUUUUUAUUUUUAAUUUUAAAUAAAGGACGAGUCAAUUUUGACUAGUUGUCUUCUAACCCUUUUCUAGUCAAAUUAAUUUGAUAUUCCAUGCAUGAUUGGAGUUAACUUUUUUUUUCUUUUUUCAGCAUUGAAGUCGGAUUAGUUUUUAACAACUCUAUUUACUUUUUCUUUAUCCUAAUAUUUUUUUAAGGAAAAAAAAAUAAAAGAAUAAAGUUAGCUCUCCCCAAAGGCCCAAAAACUAGGGGGGAAAAAAACGAAGAUUGAACGUGGUGGUGAUCAUUUUUGAUUUGGUCCUGUUGAGUGUUGUGGUAUUGCAAAUGGCUCGGGAGAAGGAUGGAGAGCAAGAGGAGAAGUACGUUUACAGGAUAAGCACCGCCAAAGAAUGGGAUGAUUUCCAGGUACAACCAACCUUGCUAAGAUUUUUUACGGACACUGAUCAGGAGUUAUACCUGCUUCAAGUUGAUUCAGACAAGCUUGGGGAUGGAUUGAUAUAUGAGCUUGUGGAGGGAACCCAUUGGUUCCCACAUUUCUACGGGCCAUCACGUAGUUUUGCUCCUCUUCCUCUUGAUGCUGUCACAAGGGCAGAAAAGAUCACAUUCUCAAAUGGCAAGUUCACGUGCAGUUUGCUUGAUUGAGAGGUUCUGCAGAGAGGGCAUCCUACAACUCAUUGCUAUCAGAACCUUCUGUUUAUUAGAUUAAAGUUAUAUGAAUAUGAAUUUCUGCCUCUGAACAUCAGAUCAUCUCUGCUUAUCAUUCAUUUCUGUAUGGAGAAACUUUGAACUAGUACUUGGUACUAUUUAUUUUAACUCUUCCCUGAAACGUUCAAGAUCACUCCAUUCUGUAAAACUUCUUGCUAUUUGUAUUUCGGGACAGCUUAUACGACACCUUUUUUCAAGUAGAAACUAUGAAUGUUUUUGUUGACCAAGUAUUUUCCUCAUUUUUGCUCUUAAGCACCACCUAGAAAAUAUUUGCAACUUUAGAAGUUCUGUUGACAGUUGUGUUUGUUUCUGGCAGACUUAAAUUACAACAUGCGGGGAUAGCUCAGUUGGGAGAGCGUCAGACUGAAGAUCUGAAGGUCGCGUGUUCGAUCCACGCUCACCGCACUCUCUUUUUCUUUUUCUAAUCCCCACUAAUAUAACUCCUUGCUAAACUACUAUAUUUAUACUACUAUUGGCCUGACUCUGGCUAUCACACUCAUCAGUCCAUAUAGUAGAAUUGCACUAUGAUUCCUAUUUUAAAAUUUGAAACACCCAACCAUGCUAUAUACACAUGCUAUAAAACAAAAAAAAAAA
Messenger RNA from Chenopodium quinoa (quinoa), 1324 nucleotides. RefSeq lists its product as uncharacterized. The coding region runs from base 350 to 667 and encodes 105 amino acids. Lineage: Eukaryota; Viridiplantae; Streptophyta; Magnoliopsida; Caryophyllales; Amaranthaceae. The record is from RefSeq and is a predicted model, not a curated record. The transcript has 3 exons.